UUGUGCUUACGUGGAGGCGGAAGUGUACUUCCCCCGGUCUUCCGGGUUGUAGUUCCGGCAGCCGCUGAAGUUGUUUGGGACGUGCGAUGGCUGAGGCUCACGCUCUGCCUCUCCGGGUCUCGGAGAUCAAGGACCCCGCGGUUCUCUUCGAGCGCUACAACACGGAGCAGAUCCGCCAGGUCGAGCGCAAAGUCCGCGGGGAGAUCGAGCAGAAGAAGGAGGAGCUGAGGCAGAUGGUGGGGGAGCGCUACCGAGACCUGAUAGACGCCGCCGACACCAUCGGAGAGAUGAGGCAGUGCUCGGAGAGCGUCGUCCAGUCCAUCCAGGACAUGCACCAGUACUGCCACCGGCUGAAGCAAGGCAAAGCCUGUGUGGGCAGCAGCAGACAGGAGAGCCAGAGGCAGUGGCAGGAGAAGUUCUACACCACGGCCUCCCAGAUCAAGCUCCUCUUGGAGAUCCCAGAGCGCAUCUGGAGCGCCAUGGAGGCGUCCCACUACCUCCAGGCCACUCAGCUGUACCUGCUGUGCUGCCACCUGCACAGUCUGCUGCAGCUGGAGGCCGCUAAAGGGGGCCACUACAGCCCCGUCCUGGCCCGCUUCCCCAUCCUUGUCCGGCAGGUGGCCACAACUGGACACUUCAGGUCCACCAUUCUCCUGGACAGCAGGUCUCUCCUGCGGGGACGGGCGGUGUCGGACCAGGCCAUUGCUGAGGCCCUGGUGUCCACCAUGCUGCUGGAGGACAGCUCGCCACGGCAGGCCCUUGCCGACUUCUUGCUGGCCCGGAAAGCCUCCAUCCAUCAGCUCCUGAAUCAACCACAGCAUGGUGCGGGGAUCAAGGCUCAGGUGUGCAGCCUGGUGGAGCUGCUGGUCACCACUCUGUUCCAGGCCUAUGCUGUCUUCUACCUGCCCCCAGAGGGAGGCCCCAGGCCGGGAGAGGGAGCCCUGGGCUGUGGCCUGCUUUUCUCUAUCCUGGAGAAUGUCACCUCCACCUCACCUGCAGCUAAAGGCAGGAGGGUACUGCAGGAAGAGACGAGUACAGGCAGCUGGUUCAAGUUCCUGCCGCCCUCCAUCACUGAGUUCCAGCCCACCCUGCGCACCCUGGCUCAGCCGAUCCAGAGAGAGCAACUUCGCGACACCUUGAAGCAGUGGAUCGAUACCUGUAAGGAGGACAUUUGCCGCGGUGUUGGCAGCCUCCUGGUCUAUGUGAAGAGCCUGAAAGGGUUGGCAGCCAUUAGAGACGCCGUGUGGGACCUCCUGUCCACGGACUCCAUCAGUCAGCACUGGAGCACUGUGUGCCAGCGGCUGCUGGAGCGCCCCCUGGCUGUCUGGGAUGACUUCCUACAGCAGCUCUUCCUUCAGCGGCUGCAGGCCAUCACCAAAGAAGAAACUGAAGCCAUCUCGACGAGCUCUGUCCAGCUCCUCACGUCAGCCGUGAGGGAUCUUGAGGGCCAGACCAUCGAUACUCAUUCAGGCACCCACCUCGGCCCCGGUCGCGGGGCCCAGUACGAGGUAGAUGUGGCCUCCUUCCUGUGGUCGGAGUCUCCAGGGGACCUGCCGAGUGAUGCGGGCUGGGUCAGCGUGUCCCAGAGGGGGCAGCAGCACCAGAGGAGUAGCCUGGCCAUGAAGACCCAGGCCCUGACUCCCUGUGUUCAAAACUUCUGCUCCUCCAUGGAUGCUAAGCUAAAGGCUAGGUUGGAUGACCUCCAGCACUACCUCCCCUCCCAGGACACAGGUAAAGGGUCUGACUCCGUCUCCGUCACCGUCACCUCCUCUGGUCCCGCGGAGAGCUCGUCAGCAUCCUCCUUUAACCGCUUCACAGACUCUCCGGCUGUGGAGGAGGCUCUGCGUGAAGGCUGCCUGGCCUGUGUCCGCCACAUCCUCUCUUCCAUCCGCUCUGAACUGGCCGCAGCCUCACCGGACCCCGGCCCCGCCCGCCUCAGCUCGGUCCUUUUCAUGGCGAGGCUGUGCCAGUCCAUGGGUGAACUCUGCCCCAACCUAAAGCAUUGCAUCCUGGGAAAACAGAGUGGGCCAGACGCCGCGGUGAAGGGGACCCCCAGACAGGGCAAGAAGCUGGGAAAAGCCAGGGCGGCCACAGAGGUCAGCCCCGCCCAGGCCAAGUGGGCGGGGCUGAGAGAGGAGCUUCUCAACUGCAGCAUGGAGGCCUACCGCAUCUGGAGCUCCGCCCUCUCCAAGGUGCUGCUGGAUAAGUUCAGCACGGUGCUGCAUGCUGAGUCUGCUGGCGACAUCCUAACAACAGCAACCAACUGGGAGGAUCUUGAGAUCCAAGAGGAAGCAGAGUCCGGGAGCAGCGUCACAUCGAAGAUCCGUCUUCCGGUCCAGCCAUCUUGGUUUGUGCAGGCGCUUCUUUUCCAGCUGUGUGUGGAGGUGAACAGGGUGGGGGGCCACGCUCUGCCCCGGCCCACCCUGCAGGAGCUGCUGCAGGCCUGUCUGUCCCAGGCCCUGCAACACUACCACAGUAUCACACAGCAGGCCCGCAACAGGGAGGGUGUGUUCCCCAUGACUCAGAACAGAGCCUUGCAGCUGCUUUUUGAUCUUCGUUACCUCAACACCACGCUGAGCAGCAGACACGAGGAGGGCAAGAGCUCCCGGUCCCACCAAGACCCCAGAUUUCACGAGGUCUGUGAUUGGCUGGAGAGCUUCAUUGACCCGUUUGACCUGGACGUAUUCACUCCUCCACUCAACUCCAACCUCAACCGCCUUUCCCAGAGGACCUCGGUGCUGCUCGGGCUGCUAACGGGCUCCGAGAAGCAGUUUAUGUCGCGGAGCAGCACAAUGAACUCCCAGGAGCCUUAUAACAUCCUGCCACUGGCCAGCAGCCAGAUCAGGUUCGGGCUGCUGCCUCUCAGCAUGUCAAAUGUGCGUAAAUCCAAGUCGGCCUCCAGGAGCUCCGAUGCUGCUCACCAGCUGGCACCUCCAUCCUCCACAGUAGACAGUGGGGACAGCUUCCGGCCAGGCAGCCUGUUCAGACAGCUCGCUGAUCAGGACGAAGACACAGCCGCUCCUUCUCUAUUCAAACUCAGCUGGCUCUCUGGCAUGGCCAAAUAACUCUUUUUUUUUUUUUUGCUCCAGACUUUUUAUUUGCUUUUGCAGAAACUUUGUAAAAAUGACGUGUAUAGUAAAUAUAAUUUUGUCUUUUGA
This is a messenger RNA of Acanthopagrus latus (yellowfin seabream), 3158 nucleotides long. It is a transcript of the gene cog1, whose product is annotated as component of oligomeric golgi complex 1. Gene Ontology annotation, cellular component: Golgi apparatus; COG complex. The transcript is spliced from 15 exons. The record is from RefSeq and is a predicted model, not a curated record. Gene Ontology annotation, biological process: intra-Golgi vesicle-mediated transport. The coding region runs from base 87 to 3065 and encodes 992 amino acids. Lineage: Eukaryota; Metazoa; Chordata; Actinopteri; Spariformes; Sparidae.